AAAAGUUGCUCCAACUACUGGCCUUUUCAUCUGCUUAAAAGGUCCUCUGCAACUCCAAGAACAAUCCAUUUAUUCAAGUAUUUUUAUGUUUUUAUCCAAUUCUUUUGGAGAUAUUGUUCCUUAAUCUCAAGCUUCAUUGCAAUGGCUACACGUUUGAUGACUCCUCCUUCAUCUUCUUCAACCAACUUCUCUCCCUCCUCGUCUUUCAACAAUGAGGCAAAACUCUUCACUAGAUUUAUUUCCAGGUCAAGAAAAUCUUGUCUCUCCACAUGGGUAUCUCAGAUUCAUUCAAAAAUGAAUGCCAAAAAGCAUUUCCGCCUCAAAUCCUCCAAUGGGCAUCCUCUAAAUGCUGUCUCUUUGCAUUAUGGUUUAGAUGGAAAGCCUAUAGCUAAAGAAAAUAUUGAAUCUCCUGGGAAAGAGAGGCAAUCCAUUCUCAUAUCAGAAGCCGAGAAAGGAGAGUCUACUCUCAGCAUUACUGUUGUUGGGGCUUCAGGGGACCUUGCUAAAAAGAAGAUUUUUCCUGCACUUUUUGCUCUUUUCUAUGAAGAUUGUCUACCUGAGAAUUUUACAGUUUUUGGUUAUGCUCGAACUAAGUUAACUGAUGAGGAGCUAAGGAACAUGAUUAGUAAGACGUUGACUUGCAGAAUUGACAAGAGGGAAAAUUGUGAAGACAAAAUGGAUCAGUUCUUGAAACGGUGCUUUUAUCAGGCGGGUCAGUACAACUCUGAGGAACAUUUUUCAGAAUUGGACAAAAAGUUGAAAGAGAAAGAGGAUGGAAAAUUGUCAAAUAGGCUGUUUUACUUAUCAGUCCCUCCAAACAUAUUUGUGGAUGUGGUAAGAUGUGCUAGUUGCAGUGCUGCUUCUGCAAAUGGGUGGACAAGGGUGAUCGUUGAGAAGCCAUUUGGUCGUGACUCUGAAUCAUCCGGUGAGCUAACCAGAUGUUUGAAGCAGUAUCUGAAUGAAGAUCAAAUAUUCAGGAUUGAUCAUUACUUGGGCAAGGAGCUGGUUGAGAAUCUAUCAGUACUUCGUUUCUCGAAUCUUGUUUUUGAGCCAUUAUGGUCAAGGAACUACAUUCGCAAUGUGCAACUGAUAUUUUCUGAAGAUUUUGGCACAGAGGGACGUGGAGGAUACUUUGACAACUAUGGAAUCAUAAGAGACAUAAUGCAAAACCAUCUGUUACAAAUACUAGCAUUAUUUGCAAUGGAGACCCCAGUUAGCUUAGAUGCUGAGGAUAUUAGGAAUGAAAAGGUGAAGGUUCUGAGAUCGAUGAAACCACUGCAACUUGAAGAUGUAAUUGUGGGCCAGUAUAAGGGCCACAGCAAGGGUGGUAGAUCAUAUCCCGCUUAUACAGAUGAUCCAAUGGUGCCAAAUGAUAGUCUUACACCAACAUUUGCAGCAGCAGCUCUUUUCAUUAACAAUGCCAGAUGGGAUGGAAUUCCUUUUCUUAUGAAAGCAGGCAAAGCUCUUCAUACUAAACGAGCAGAGAUCAGAGUGCAGUUCAGACAUGUUCCAGGUAACUUGUACAAGCGGAAUUUUGGAACUGAUUUAGAUAAGGCUACAAAUGAGCUCGUACUUCGUGUACAGCCAGAUGAAGCGAUUUAUCUGAAGAUCAAUAACAAAGUUCCUGGACUUGGAAUGAGAUUAGAUCGCAGCGACCUAAAUUUGCUAUACCGAGCAAGGUAUCGGAAAGAAAUACCAGAUGCAUAUGAGAGGCUUCUUUUAGAUGCAAUAGAAGGAGAGCGAAGGUUAUUUAUCAGAAGCGAUGAGCUUGAUGCUGCUUGGGCACUAUUCACACCAUUGUUAAAGGAACUCGAAGAAAAGAAGAUCGUUCCGGAGCUUUACCCCUAUGGUAGCAGAGGACCAGUUGGAGCACAUUAUCUUGCUGCAAAACACAAUGUUAGAUGGGGAGAUCUUGGCAAUGAAAUGUAUGAAUAGGGAAGAAGGGUUCAUAGGAAUUGUUGUGUAGGUGGUGGAGAGAAUUUUAAAGAAGUGAAUAGUGUACAAGUUAAGAUUAAAAAUGGUCAUCAUUGUACAGUAUUGAAUGAUACAGUGGAAGUUUGAAAUAUCUAAUCGUUAAAUUAA
Molecule: messenger RNA, 2082 nt
Organism: Manihot esculenta (cassava)
Lineage: Eukaryota; Viridiplantae; Streptophyta; Magnoliopsida; Malpighiales; Euphorbiaceae
Product: glucose-6-phosphate 1-dehydrogenase 1, chloroplastic
Exons: 10
Coding region: 142-1935 (597 amino acids)
Biological process (GO): glucose metabolic process; pentose-phosphate shunt, oxidative branch
Cellular component (GO): chloroplast stroma
Molecular function (GO): NADP binding; glucose-6-phosphate dehydrogenase activity
Source: RefSeq, a predicted model, not a curated record